AUGCCGAACAUGAAAAUCAAUGGAGGGAUCCCUUCCAGAUGCUGGUGUGGGAAGGGGAUUAUCACCUAUGUUUCAAAAACGGAGGAGAAUCCAUACAGACGAUUCUUCAGAUGUGAGAUUGGUUUGCAGAGAAAGAAAGAGAAGCAUCUUUUUAAGUGGGUCGACGAGGCUAUAAUUGAUGAGAUUCAAAGGAUGGAUGAGCAUCAAACGAGAAUUGCUGAGGAGCUUGAAGAUCUGAGAAAUUCUAUGAAGAAGACAAUCCAGGAAGAAGUUGUGAAACAUAAGAAUUCGGCCGAUGUAGGUUGUGUAGGAUCCAUUCUCAGUAUUUUAUGUUUGUUGUCCAAAAGUGAAUGA
Molecule: messenger RNA, 354 nt
Organism: Raphanus sativus (radish)
Lineage: Eukaryota; Viridiplantae; Streptophyta; Magnoliopsida; Brassicales; Brassicaceae
Exons: 2
Coding region: 1-354 (117 amino acids)
Molecular function (GO): zinc ion binding
Source: RefSeq, a predicted model, not a curated record